CCUGGACGUACCUGGCGCUCUUUUUGUGGUUCCAUCCGUCACCGGUGAGUGGUGCCCAGAGGAGGCGACUCAAUGGGAACAGAUGAACUCAUCGAUUCGCAUUCAGCAGGUUCAGGGAGCACCAGCUUCCGGCAGCGGUUUCAGGGAGCACCCUAGGCGGCCUGACGGCCAAGUGACCAUCACCUUCCCAUUUGGAGCUCAAAACCAUCGCAUCUGGGAUGUUCCUCCUCGUCGCGCUGCUCCAUCUGGCUGUCCUCGCCAUGGCCGCCUGCCGGAGCCUCAAGGUCUGGCAAGAUCUGCACAUUGAGUUAACGGAUGAAUGGAGUACGCUCACUUGCUCUAUCUGUGCUGCCUGUCCACUCACUCAUCCAGGCGGAUCUCCUCGGCUAUGUCGGUGCGCCUCACGUGCUCUCUGGCUUCCCUCAGCGUCCCACUUUUAUGUUUGCGAGGCGGCACCUGAGACGACUGCCAGUGCUCUCCCUCCUCUCUGCUGAGGUGAGCAAGGCGCGGCAACUCACACUCACCAUAAGCAAGCCAUUCGGUGUGUGGUUGAUCCACAGGAUGCCAGCAGCAGCAGCAGCACAGUGGGUGAUGACGGCACGCGCACCAUCCGCAUAGUGGAGGAGGAGUACCAGAAGGAGAAGGGCGAGCAGGAGGCCAGACGGGAAGAGAGGGAGAAAACCGUCCAAGUCGAGGCAGAGCAGGAGAAAGUGGUCAGCCACUUGCUAACACCCACCCCACGCCCCCCACACACGCGCCUGAAUGUGUGUGUGUUCAGCUGACCGACCAGGAGUGGUUUGUCCGUCACGCGUCUGAAGGCGAUGAGUCGGCCGUUCAGCAGUGGCUGGAGCAGGGCCUCAAUCCAAACAGGUGCCGCGAUGAGGACGGCCGGACGCCGCUGCACGCCGCCGCGGAGGGGGGCCACCUGAGGCUCACGCAGGUCAUGCUCGAGAGCGGGGCCAGCACAGACGUCCAAUCAUGGGUGGGUGGGUGGGUGGGUGGGUGGGUGGAAGAGAGGACACGAGAGGAUGUUCUUCACUGUCGUCCAUUGGUUGGUAUGUUGGUUCAGCUGGGCAACACGCCUCUGCAUUCAGCGGCCGUGAAGGGUCACCUGGACAUCGUGAGGCUGCUCGUCGACCACGGCGCAGACGUCAACAUGCCCACUGCGGUCAGCACACGAUGUCACACACGUUCACCGAGUGGCUCAGCCGUACACGUACGUGGUUCAUGAGUGAUCUACCAGACUGGUGGGUGGACGCCGCUGCAAAAGGCGUGUGUCAGUGGGCAGCUGGAGGUGGCCUCGUUCCUACUCGAAAAGAGGGCAGACCCCAACUCGAGAUCAGACGUACGCACACGACCAGCUGUUGUCGCCCUGAUUAAUGUACAAUGGUUAUGAUGUCUGCAUGCGCUCUCUCUCUUUCUCUGUGUGUGUGUGUGUGUCAGGAGGGAUGGACGGCCCUUGACGUGGCGGCGCUGGAGGGCUUCGCCGAGAUAAUGGGACUCCUGCAGACACGGGGGUGAGCCGAGCACGUGUCCGCCCUCCCUGACUGUGUUCCUGACUGUUUCCGUCUGUCUGUGCGUGUGUGUGUGUGUGUGUGCGUGUCAGUGCUGUGUUGUCGUCGGCGGGUAUUUUCAAGGAGCAGAAGGACAUCAGCAAUGAGGUGCGGGGGCUCUUGAAGGAGGAGGACGCGCGCAAGAGGGAGGGGCGGCCGAACGAGGGAAGACCCUCCAUCAUUGUUGACGAAUGAAUGAGGGAUGUUAUACAUACAUACAUACAUACAUGGAUGGAUGGAUGGAUGGAUCAGCCGAGUGGCUGCAUGGGUGGGUGGGUGGUGGCGUGUGUUCGCUUUGGGAUGGGUCAUAUGUUGACACUUAUUCACGCUGUUCUGCUGCCUUUUUGGGUCAAUAAGGCAGCAGAAUGGUCAUGGACUGAACAUAUUAUGAAUGAACCACGUCAG
Messenger RNA from Vitrella brassicaformis, 1958 nucleotides. The record is from the annotation of a GenBank genome assembly. NCBI's taxonomy places the organism in Eukaryota, Vitrellaceae.